Molecule: messenger RNA, 1516 nt
Organism: Botrytis deweyae
Lineage: Eukaryota; Fungi; Ascomycota; Leotiomycetes; Helotiales; Sclerotiniaceae
Exons: 4
Coding region: 564-1322 (252 amino acids)
Molecular function (GO): hydrolase activity
Source: RefSeq, a predicted model, not a curated record
CAACAUCCGAACGAUUAUUCUCAUACAUCAUCGUCAUCCAUCCCAUCAUUACCUACCUAGUAUCUACCCUAGGUAUCUCAUGGCAAAUCACCAAUCAUAUGACUUUCAUUGAUUUUCACAAUUCCUUCCCGCAUUAACCACAGUUUUCCGCAAUGACUUUCCUAUAAAAGCAUCCACCGCGAAAAGCGAGCUUCGCAAACCUUUACUCCGAUGAGUUUCUUCGGAAUUAUAUCAUUGCGAUGGAGUUAAUACCACGGAUAUAAGUGAGAACCUCUUUCUUCCCAGUCGUGAAGUGUGAAUUUGAUAAGCAUUUAUAACAAUGGCCCCGUCGGCUCCACUACCUACCUAGUAAUAAACAGUCUAGUGGAGGGGUAGAUUUGGUCAUUCCAGAUCUAUGUGUGUCUGCGUAAUUUUUUAUAAGUAUCGAUUGUUGCUGUUGUGUUUUUGAUCGAUAAUCUUGUUGAUUUCUUUUACCCUUUUACAUUCAAACCUGAAUACCAAUCUACCUUUUUACAUCCAAACCUAAAUACCAAUCUACCUUCCAAACCUCAAUACAUAUAAAAAUGGCUUCAAACCCACCUCAAAGAUGUUGUACUCUAGGUGUUAAGCACGAGGGUACACCAACUGGAUCAACUAUCAAGAUUGCUGAUACCAUUGAGACCUAUAUUGCUGAGCCUAAAGAAAAGGUUCACAAGGAUACUGCCAUUCUUUACCUUCCAGAUGUUAUCGGUAUCUGGCAAAACUCCCAAUUGAUGGCUGAUCAAUAUGCCGCUAACGGUUACUACACCAUCAUCCCCGAUCUCUUUAAUGGCGACCCAAUGUCUCUUAAUCGUCCCGAAGGUUUCGACUUCAUGCAAUGGUUAACCAAAGGUUCUGAUGGAAACAACCCACAUACAUUCCCACAUGUUGAUCCUAUUGUUCAAAAGUCCAUUGACUUCUUGAAGUCUAAGGGAUAUACCAAGAUUGGAGCUGUCGGAUACUGUUUUGGUGCUAAAUAUGUCGCUCGAUUUAUGGCUGAAGGAAAGGGUAUUGAUGUGGGAUAUGUUGCUCAUCCUUCUUUCGUCGAUGAAGAUGAACUCCGCGCAAUCAAGGGACCCUUCUCCAUCGCAGCCGCUGAAACCGAUGAAAUUUUCCCAUCCGAAAAACGUCACAAAUCAGAAGAGAUCCUCAAGGAAAUCGGUGCUACUUAUCAAAUCAAUUUGUACAGUCAAACUGUCCAUGGUUUCUCGGUUAGAUGUGAUUUGAGUAAGAAGGUGGAGAAAUAUGCCAAGGAACAAGCUUUUAUCCAGGCUGUGACUUGGUUUGAUGAGCAUUUGAUUUAAAGAAAGCAAGAAUGAGAUUGAGGAUGAAGUUGUGAGAGGAAGAGGGUACAAGAGGGUUCAAGAGUGAAAGAAGUAACGGGGAGGGAAAAUCUUCAGAGAAGGUUGUACGCGAGUUUCUGAAGAAGAAGGGCGUAUGAAAACGCGAAUAAAUGAAUUUUAAUGAAUUUUAAACCAUGGUACGAAAGAUUAAUCUG